UUGCCAUCACACCACAACCAAGAUGAACACGGUCGUGUCUGCAAAGUUGGUACGCAAGUGUUUGUUCGGCGCCGUGGACCGCGACCAGGUGGACCGAGACUUGGAACGGAAUCUCCAGCAGUCUAGCCAAGACGACAGCCAGCGCUGGAACUUCAAUUUCAAGACGGAAACCCCGCUGCCCGGCAGCUUGCAGUGGGAGAAAAAUCCCGUGGAGCGCAUCGCUGCCUUUUACCACGAGUCCAAAAGGGGCCAGAAAACUUGGUGCACCCCUAAGGCGUAUGAGGAGUCGGACACUGAAGACUGCCCAGGUCAAAUGUGUCCUCCUGAAGUCACCCCUGGACCAAAGAAGCGGACACUACCAAAGUCUUCAGUCAAGACCACAGACAAUGAAACUACAGAUGUGUCUGUUCCAGCAAAGCAACGUUGCGCUAAAAUGGUACAAAUCCACGUCUGAAGAUGAACGUUCAGUCUAACUGUCGCACUUAAAGUUUUGUUCAAUGUUGACAUGACAUUUUGUAUGUUAUUCAAAAUACCACAAACACAAUUUAUUGCCUAGAUGAGUUGUUUGUGUAAAAAAAAAAGUUCAGUCACCAAACCUGGUCUUGCAUACAUUUCACCUAAUAUAGAGUCAAUAUUGGAAUUGUUCUAUUCACCAUAUGCCUGAUAUUUUUUGUUAUGACUACACAGGAAUGUUGAAAUUAAAGCAUUGUGGUGGUUUCUUGCAGUAGACAUUGCAUUCAUUUUGAAAUGACCAAAACAUUGAAAGGGGAGAAGCCAGCCAGUGUUUGCUUUGAUUAGUUUAAUGACAGAAUUAACAAAGGCAAUGCAUAAUAAAUAUGUCAAGUGGUUCUGGCUGCAGGAGUGAUAUAUGGAUGGGCUAUGCAGAAAAACAACAAAAAAAUAGUGGCACGGUUGUGUUUUCAUUUCAAAAGCCUCUCAUACACACAAUACAUUUUCGAAAAAAAGACCAAAAGGUGGCGCUAUUCAGUAAGCAUCGCAUUGUUUUGAAGCGGGGCUUUCCCGUGCGGUCAAGUAAGUAGGCGUGGCAACAGUCCAGUCACUCUUGGUCACUUUGACCUCAAAGCAUUCAAAGAAUGACCCUGGAGGAAAGAUUAAACUAAUGCUAUGCAGCUAGGAAAUAUUUGAAGUGAACCAAACUACUGAAAACUAUUUCAAAGAAUGCAAAACAUGACCACGCGCCAGCAGAGCAAGUAAGACAAGAAAACUAAGGCAACCUUCUAUGGUAGACAAAAGCACACCAGAUUGUCUUGCAAAUGCACCUAACAGGCCACGGACUUAUAUUUUGUGUGUGAUAUUUACCAAGAUCUACUGUAUGUCAUCGUCACUUUAUAAAGUGGUUGACGUGCAAAAAGGAGACAAAAAAAAAAAAAAAAAAUCUGCCUCGUGCUAUUUACUCACAGUGUUGACAAAACUAAUUGAAUGGAUUAAGACACAAACUGGGAACAACCUUCACGCUUUUGUCAAAGUAUAAAUGCACGGAAUUAGU
This is a messenger RNA of Syngnathus typhle (broad-nosed pipefish), 1507 nucleotides long. Its product is annotated as cyclin-dependent kinase inhibitor 1B-like. Gene Ontology annotation, biological process: regulation of cell cycle. Gene Ontology annotation, cellular component: nucleus. NCBI's taxonomy places the organism in Eukaryota, Metazoa, Chordata, Actinopteri, Syngnathiformes, Syngnathidae. Bases 23 to 454 code for a protein of 143 amino acids. The record is from RefSeq and is a predicted model, not a curated record. Gene Ontology annotation, molecular function: cyclin-dependent protein serine/threonine kinase inhibitor activity. The transcript has 3 exons.